This is a messenger RNA of Erigeron canadensis, 1258 nucleotides long. RefSeq names its product 40S ribosomal protein Sa-2-like. The record is from RefSeq and is a predicted model, not a curated record. NCBI's taxonomy places the organism in Eukaryota, Viridiplantae, Streptophyta, Magnoliopsida, Asterales, Asteraceae. The transcript has 5 exons. Gene Ontology annotation, molecular function: structural constituent of ribosome. Gene Ontology annotation, biological process: ribosomal small subunit assembly; cytoplasmic translation. The coding region runs from base 88 to 978 and encodes 296 amino acids. Gene Ontology annotation, cellular component: cytosolic small ribosomal subunit; ribosome; 90S preribosome.
UCAUACAAACCCUACACCGCCCACCCUCUUUAUUUUCACUCUCUUUCGCCGCUGCAAAUCUCAUCAGAAAAAUCACACCCAAACAAAAUGGCGGCAUCCAAACCGUUGACAGCCAAAGAGGCCGAUAUUCAAAUGAUGUUGUCUGCCGAAGUCCAUCUUGGUACCAAAAACUGUGAUUUCCAGAUGGACCGUUAUGUCUUCAAACGCCGUAACGAUGGAAUUUAUAUAAUCAAUCUUGGAAAGACCUGGGAGAAGUUGCAAAUGGCUGCUAGGGUGAUUGUUGCUAUUGAGAACCCACAAGACAUCAUUGUUCAGUCUGCCAGGCCUUAUGGUCAGAGGGCUGUCUUGAAGUUUGCUCAGUAUACUGGCUGUAAUGCCAUCGCUGGACGUCACACUCCUGGUACUUUCACUAAUCAGCUCCAGACAUCCUUCAGUGAGCCUAGACUUCUUAUUUUGACUGACCCACGAACUGAUCACCAGCCCAUCAAGGAGGCUGCACUUGGAAACAUUCCAACCAUUGCUUUUUGCGACACUGAUUCCCCAAUGAGAUAUGUUGAUAUCGGUAUCCCUGCCAACAACAAGGGGAAGCACAGCAUUGGUUGUUUGUUUUGGCUUCUCGCAAGGAUGGUUUUGCAGAUGCGAGGUGUUAUCAACCAAGGGCACAAGUGGGAUGUUAUGGUUGAUCUGUUCUUCUACAGGGAACCAGAAGAGACCAAGGAACCAGAAGAUGAAGCUGUUGCUGACUACAAGGAUUACAAUGCUGGUGCCAUUGGAAUGGAUGAUCAAUGGUCGUCCCAGAUCACUGAUGCUCAAUGGGCUGGUGAGGUUGCUCCACCAAUUGUUGGUGCCCCUGUGGUGGGUAGUUGGACUGGUGCUGAUGCUCCAGUGGACGAUGUUGCUGCCGAUGGAUGGGAACCUGUGGCAGCACCCGUACCAACAGCCGAAGGUGUCGGUGCAACUGGUUGGGACCAAGUUUAAUCUGUCAAGACACCAAUGUUUAUUUUCCGUGUUUUAUCUAAGAUCGAGUAGAAUCUUCUUAAUAUCGAGGAUAAUUUUGUAUUGUCUACAAGUAGAUGUUUUUGGUAGCAGGAAUUAUUCCUGUAGUUUCCUUUUUUUUUUUAAAUAUUGAGGUGGAUAUUGUUUAAGCUUUUUUAAUUUGCUGAACAGGCAAACCUUGCCCUUUUUACUAUUUAUUCUUGUUCUAAAUCGUUUGAAUGAUCAUUCAGUAGUGAUAUGAUACGAAUAGCUGUUUAUUAAA